AUGACGAAGAAUAAUAACCUUAAGAAUAUCUUAACCUGUAGAACCGUUGAGACUGUAAAAACGAGUCUUCUUCUAGUUGCCCAGCAUGUCCCACUCAUUGGGGAGGUCGCCAGCGUAGCGGGACAGAUUCUCGAUAUGAUGCAGGAGGCCCACAACAACAAGGCGAUAUGCAAAACUAUUCACGACGUUGUUUUAUCCAACAUGGCUUUUCUAGGAUCAUUAGAUAAAGAAGAAUACAGCAACAACAAGUCACUUGAGGAUUUUUUGAGAGUUGUCUACCUUCCGACUCUGACUGAGAUUGCGAAAACGAUCGAAAAGAAAAAGUCGCCUCUUGAAUUU
Molecule: messenger RNA, 339 nt
Organism: Paraglomus brasilianum
Lineage: Eukaryota; Fungi; Glomeromycota; Glomeromycetes; Paraglomerales; Paraglomeraceae
Source: the annotation of a GenBank genome assembly